AUGAAAGACUUUGUGUUCGACAUUGUGUACUUUGUAUUUCUGGAUCCGGGACCCUUUUCUGGGUCUAUUUCUGUCAUGUACGGUUACAAUCAAGGGAAUUACGGGAACUAUGGAUCUGCCUACACAGCGGCCGCUGCAGCUGCAGCAGUUUAUGGAAAUCUAGGUGUUGGUCAAGCCGCUUCUCAAGCUCAACAGCAGUCAAGCAGCGUGUUCGGGUCGUCAACAACCAAUCCAUACGCUACCUAUAACUCUGUUGCGGCUUCUUACGGAUAUGGGAACCAAUCUACGAAUGCGGCCUCAAUGUAUGCCGCACAAGCUGCUCAGGCACAAGUGCAAGCCACUCAAGUGAGUCGUUUGUCUGCUGAUGCAGCAUAUGCUGCUGCCGCUGGCGUUGCCCCGAGCCAAUAUUCAACAUUCGGAGCUGGACAAAUUGCAGGCUUUGGCUCUGCCCAACCAAGUGCCGGAGCCACUGUUGGGUACGGCAGGCCGACGGCAACGGCAACGAACCAUGCUGCGAAAUCUCUUGCUGCAAUUGCUAGCACAAACAAUAAAUCCGCCCUUACAAUUAGUUGGAUUUCAAGACUUGUUCAGACGUCGUUUUAUGGUUUUUAUGCUGUUAAAACUCCUCCAACUCUUAUUCGAAUUUUGACGCGGCUGUUUAUGCUGCAGCGUCUUCUUAUCUACACUCAAAAGCAACAGGAACUACGAAUGCGUGGAUGA
Molecule: messenger RNA, 720 nt
Organism: Haemonchus placei
Lineage: Eukaryota; Metazoa; Nematoda; Chromadorea; Rhabditida; Trichostrongylidae
Source: the annotation of a GenBank genome assembly